Molecule: messenger RNA, 2139 nt
Organism: Sesamum indicum (sesame)
Lineage: Eukaryota; Viridiplantae; Streptophyta; Magnoliopsida; Lamiales; Pedaliaceae
Product: putative polygalacturonase
Biological process (GO): carbohydrate metabolic process
Molecular function (GO): polygalacturonase activity
Source: RefSeq, a predicted model, not a curated record
AGGUGAGCAGUAGCACCAACUCCUCAUGCCACCUGCUGUCACUCAUCCUGCUCCAAAACCAACUCCUACACCCCAAAUCCAAUUGGAAAACUGAAGUUUGAAUCUCACUUCCCUUGCACUGUACUUCAACAUCUCCAUCUCUCCAACAAAGAUCGAACAGCCUUUUUCUGAUUGAUCGCCACCUUCUACCCUCCGCGCCUUUUCCUAAUUCUUGUCGAAAACCCUCUUGGAACAGAGUAUUGUUUCUUGAUUCACGCCAUUAUAUGCUGCGUCGUAGAAUUUGCACCCUUGAAAUCCCUUUUGCAACUACCCCCCACCUUAAAUCUCUCAAAAACCCAGAACGCGGAGUAGCUAAACCAACUUGAUUAGAUGGUGGAGACGUCAACGCCCACAUCGAGUCAGUCAUGCCGGUGGCGGAGGUGGUGGGCGUCGCUAUCCCCGUCCAACCACCACCACCACCAUCGCCGUUGGGUCCCGUCCGCCACUUUCUGCUCGACCCAUAAGACCCUUUUGACUGCUGUCUGUCUUGCCUUCUUCUUUACUGUGUUGUACUGGCAAGGGGACGGCACCGCCGCUGGCCUGUUGAUUUUUCGCCGGGGAUUGCCGUUGCGGCAGCUCCCGAAGCUACGACCCUUCACGUUUAACUUGACGGACUUUGGGGGGGUGGGUGAUGGGGUCACUCUCAAUACGGAGGCGUUUGAAAGGGCGGUGAUCGCGAUUUCCAGGCUCGGGAAAAAAGGUGGCGGUCAGCUCAAUGUGCCUCCGGGGAAUUGGCUUACGGCACCGUUCAAUCUCACUAGUCACAUGACUCUUUUCCUUGCUGAGGGUGCUGUUAUUCUCGGCAUUGAUGAUGAAAAGUAUUGGCCCCUCAUGCCUCCAUUGCCUUCAUAUGGAUAUGGUAGAGAGCAUCCUGGACCGAGAUAUGGAAGUUUAAUUCAUGGGCAACAUCUCAAAGAUGUUGUAAUUACAGGGCAUAAUGGGACCAUUAAUGGCCAGGGCCAAACAUGGUGGAAAAAGUAUCGACAAAAGCUUCUUAAUCAUACAAGAGGACCACUUGUGCAGAUUAUGUGGUCCAGUGACAUUUUGAUAUCUAACAUAACAUUACGUGAUUCUCCUUUUUGGACCCUUCAUCCAUACGACUGCGAGAAUGUGACACUAAAGAAUCUAACUAUCCUUGCACCUGUCUUUCAAGCGCCAAAUACUGAUGGAAUAGAUCCUGAUUCGUGUAAAGAUAUGGUGAUUGAGGACUGUUACAUAAGCGUUGGAGAUGAUGGUGUUGCGAUAAAAAGUGGUUGGGAUCAGUAUGGGAUCACUUAUGGAAAGCCGUCAAAGAACAUACUCAUCAGAAACCUCAUUGUACGCUCCAAUGUGAGUGCGGGCAUAUCAAUAGGCAGUGAAAUGUCUGGUGGUGUAUCAAACGUCACCAUAGAGAACAUUCACAUAUGGAACUCAAGGCGUGCUGUCCGCAUCAAGACAGCUGCUGGACGAGGAGGAUAUGUUCGGGACAUAACAUAUCGAAACCUGACAUUUGAUACUGUCCGUGUGGGAAUUGUCAUCAAGACAGACUACAAUGAGCAUCCAGAUGGGGGUUUCGACCCCAAGGCUUUUCCAGUACUAGAGAACAUAAGUUACACCUCAAUACACGGCGAAGCAGUUCGUGUGCCUGUCCGAAUUCAAGGGAGUGCAGAAAUCCCAGUAAGGAACGUCACAUUCCGGGACAUGUCGGUCGGAAUCACAAACAAAAAGAAGCACAUAUUCCAGUGUGCGUUUGUUCAGGGUCGUGUAAUAGGGACCAUAUUUCCCGCUCCUUGCGACAACCUUGAUCUGUACGACGAGCAGGGGAACUUGGUCAGACCAUCAACUUCCCAGAAUAGCUCGGACAUAGAUUAUGACAUUUGAAAUGGAAUGGUUGAACCAUUUGCAUUCUCCACGACCAAUUUUCCAGGGAUGUCGAAAGCAGUUGCAAAGAAGAGGGCAACAUGCGAAGGAAGAGGCAAUGACAAUUGUCGGUUGGGGAUGUUGUUUUCUAGUCUUUUUCUUGAACCCUUUGUCUUGGUGUUAUGUUCUCUCUAUCCGGGUCCUGUCCUGUAUAUACGUACACAACUAUAUUUGCAGAAUAUACAGUAUAACUUACACACA